AUAUAUGCUUAAGCUAUGAAACCCCAAUCGCUUUACGCCUUCUUUCUUCUUCAUUUUUUCAUCGCUUUGCAAUGCAAAGCGGCGCCAGAACAUGAAUCUACGACCACCGGCCGAACCAUCGUUUUUGCGACGCUUGACCGAUCAGAAUACGCUUGGGACAUCUUUACGCUUCCAACUUCCGACCCACCAAAUGCUUCAAAUGAAUUUCGGGUUACAGACGGUGAAUCCGUCAACUUCAACGGCCACUUCCCGUCGUCCUCGCCACCUUCUAUCAUCAAUCUUCGUCACAACCGAAGCCUAAUUCAGGCACCUAAAGCUCCGCCGGCGCUCCAACUCAUCUAUGUGACGGAACGCAACGGGAUGUCGAAUAUUUACUAUGACGCGCUUUAUUACAGCGCGUCACGAAGUACUAGAUCGAGAUCGAGGUCGGCACUUGAAAUUCCGGUCCGAGUUCAGGCUCCUUUGUUGGGUUCAGAAGAAAGCAAGAAUCAGGUUUCGAUGAAAGAUAAGCCGAGUUUGAGUGGGCAGAAUUUAAUUUAUGUGUCAACUCAUGAGGACCCGGGUCAACCUAGGACGAGUUGGGUUGCUGUGUACUCCACUCAUUUAGGGACCGGGUUGACUCGACGACUCACUCCUUACGGAGUAGCCGAUUUCAGCCCCGCCGUGUCUCCAUCUGGGGUUUGGACAGCCGUGGCUUCGUAUGGGAGAGAAAGAGGUUGGGAUGGGGAGAUUGAAGAACUAAGUACUGAUAUUUAUGUUUUCUUGACUCAUGAUGGGACUAACCGAGUCAAGGCUGUUGAACACGGUGGGUGGCCGUGUUGGGUUGAUGACUCGACUCUGUAUUUCCACAGGAAAAGUGAAGACCAGUGGAUGAGUGUUUAUAAAGCAACUUUCCCUAAAUACAAACCAGUUUCUACCAAGUCAGUGACGAUUCAGCGAGUCACACCACCGGGUCUCCACGCUUUCACCCCAGCUACUUCCCCAGGUAACCAUAAGUUCAUAGCAGUAGCUACAAGAAGACCCAAUUCAAAUUUUCGUCACAUAGAGUUGUUUGACACUGUCAAAAACGAGUUUAUUGAGCUAACUCGACAUGUUUCUCCUACUACCCAUCACUUCAACCCGUUUAUAUCACCCGACUCAGCCCGAGUUGGAUACCAUAAGUGCAGGGGAGAGAAUCAUGAAGGGAAAGCACAAUUAUUACUUGAAAAUAUUAAAAGUCCAGUGCCGAAUCUCUCUCUGUUCAGAGUCGACGGUUCAUUUCCUACUUUCUCACCCGCGGGUGACCGAAUUGCCUACGUGGGUUCCACUUCUCCUGGUAUUUAUGUAGUGAACCGGGACGGCUCGAACAUGCUCCAGGUUUUCCCCUUCAAUGCUUUUGCAACCGCAUGGGACCCGGUCCGGAAAGGAAUUGUAUACACAAGUGCCGGACCGGGGUUUUCUAGUGAGAGUACUAAAGUUGAUAUUAUGGCCAUCGACGUUGAUGACUUUACCCAAUCAAAUUAUAGAAGGUUGACCGCAAAUGGUAAAAACAACGCAUUUCCCUCACCAUCACCCGAUGGUAAACGGAUUGUUUAUAGGUCGAGUCGAUCGGGUCACAAGAACUUGUAUAUAAUGGAUGCAAUCGAAGGAGAGAAAGGCGGGAUUGAAAGAUUAACGAAUGGUUCAUGGAUUGAUACCAUGCCUAAUUGGUCACCAAACGGUGAUUGGAUCGCAUUUUCUUCGGAUCGGCAUAACCCGGGUUCAGGUAGUUUCGAGAUGUACCUAAUCCAUCCGAACGGUACCGGAUUAAGGAAGUUCAUUCGUAGCGGGUCAUCCGGUCGGACAAUGCACCCGUCAUUUAGUCCGGAUGGAAAGAUGAUAACGUUUACUACGGAUUAUGCAGGAAUAUCAUCUGAGCCAAUCUCAAAUCCACAUGACUUAGGUCCAUAUGGUGAGAUAUACACGAUCAAAUUAGACGGCUCCGAUUUGAAGAGGCUUACCCACAGUCUUUACGAAGAUGGGACCUCUUCGUGGGCCCCAUUUUACAUCAAUCCUGAUGACGUGGAGUGGCCGAAGAGGGGCCAUUGUGCUUUUGAGGAUUGUCAUUGGCUCAAUAAAGUGCCAGGCCGCGGCGGCACCACCACAUCGGGACCAAGCCUCAAUGCAGUGUACGAUUCUAAGCAUAUAACUAUGUGUAACGGAGUUUUUGUUGGAUCUUAGGAUUUUUCGCAGCUU
This is a messenger RNA of Hibiscus syriacus, 2214 nucleotides long. RefSeq lists its product as uncharacterized. The coding region runs from base 16 to 2199 and encodes 727 amino acids. NCBI's taxonomy places the organism in Eukaryota, Viridiplantae, Streptophyta, Magnoliopsida, Malvales, Malvaceae. The transcript has a single exon. The record is from RefSeq and is a predicted model, not a curated record.